Molecule: messenger RNA, 4174 nt
Organism: Myripristis murdjan (pinecone soldierfish)
Lineage: Eukaryota; Metazoa; Chordata; Actinopteri; Holocentriformes; Holocentridae
Product: multidrug resistance-associated protein 9-like
Exons: 30
Coding region: 1-4074 (1357 amino acids)
Biological process (GO): transmembrane transport
Cellular component (GO): membrane
Molecular function (GO): ATP hydrolysis activity; ABC-type transporter activity; ATP binding
Source: RefSeq, a predicted model, not a curated record
AUGACGGAUCUGAAUAAAAUGGAAGACGGUGUCAGACACAAGAAUGGCUUUGCUGCUUCUGGUCUGGUGGGUCCUGCUAAUUUGGACAACAGAGAGAAGGCCAGCACCGCCACGUCCAGCAAAUGCCACGAAACCCCCAAGACCAACAUCCUGGACAAUACAAACAUCCUGUCCUACAGCACCGUUUCCUGGAUGUCCCCACUGAUGUGGGCCAUGUUCAAGAACAAGUUGGACGUCAGCUCUCUUUGCCUGUCUCCCCAGGACGGAGCCGAUGCCACUGGAAAAAGACUGCAGACACUCUGGGAGGAGGAGGUGGAGAGAGUGGGACUGGAGAAGGCCUCUUUGAUUCGCGUGCUGCUUCGCUUUCAAGGAGCCAAUUUUCUGCUGGUCAUUUGUGCUGCUGUCAUCUUCACGCUGGCUUUCUUUGCAGGGCCGGCUGUGCUGGUCCAUGAGAUCCUGACCUACGUCGGUGACCCCGAGGUGUCCACGGUCACCCAUGGUGUUGGCCUAUGUUUCGCUAUGUAUUUCACAGACUCCUGCUGUGCUUUCUUCAUCUCCUUGAUGUGGGCUGUGAACCUGCACACAGCAGUCAGGCUGAAGGGUGCCUUCUCACUACUGGGCUUCCAGAAGAUCAUUUCUCUCAGGGUGCACAGCGGGCUGUCCAUGGGAGAGAUGAUUAAUGUCUUGACCAGUGACGGUCACAGCAUAUUUGAGGCAGUGGUGCUCAACAUCUACCUGGUGUGCAUCCCCAUAAUGGUGUGUCUGUGCACCUUCUAUGCCUGCUUCAUUCUAGGCUACACUGCUCUGACUGGAGUCCUCAUCUUCCUCAUCUUCCUCCCCAUACAGUAUGUUACGGCCAAGAUCAUUGGCUUGUUCAGGUCAAAAGCCAUGAUGAUAACAGACAGCCGAAUCCGCACCAUGAACGAGAUCCUCACCUGCAUCAAACUGAUAAAGAUGUACGCCUGGGAGGACGCCUUUGAGCAGAAGAUUGCAGAAAUAAGGAAGAAAGAGAGGAACUUCUUGGAGAAGGUUGGCUACACCCAGAACAUAAACUCCACCAUCACUAUAAUCAUCCCCACCAUCGCUGCCAUCCUCACCUUUGUGGUACACACCUUGUUGGGCUUACGGCUCAACAGCUCCACUGCCUUUACCAUCGUGGCCAUCUUGAACACCAUGCGGUCUUUGCUGGCCGUGCUUCCUAUGAGUAUCAAGGCUGUGACGGAGGCUGCCAUAUCAGCGGCUCGACUCAAGAAAAUACUGCAGGUCCAGAAUCCACAGCCUUACCUAAUCCAGGAGACCAACAGCACAUCAGCCAUCGUGAUGGUCAACGCUACUCUGUCUUGGACCAAACCAGCCGGCCAGCCAGCACAAACCGCCGGCACAGCCAACGGGCCGAGCAGGGAGAAGGUGGACCUGGUGUCCCAGACUGAAACUGUGCCAACCCUGAGAAACAUCUCCCUCACUUUGCCUAAGGGCAACCUGCUUGGCAUCUGUGGGAAUGUGGGCAGUGGAAAAACGUCACUGAUUUCCAGCAUUUUAGAACAGAUGCACCUUCUCCAGGGUUCCAUCACAGUCGAUGGGACGUUUGCCUAUGUUUCCCAGCAGGCCUGGAUGUUCCACGGAACCGUCCAAGAAAAUAUCCUGAUGGGGGAUUUCUUUGAUCAAGACAAGUAUGACAGAGUUAUCAGUGCCUGCAGCCUCAGACCUGACCUGGACAUCUUCCCUUAUGGUGAUCAGACAGAGAUCGGAGAGCAGGGGCUGAAUCUGUCCGGUGGGCAGAAGCAGAGGAUCAGCCUCGCCAGAGCGGUCUACUCCGACAAGGACAUAUACCUGCUGGACGACCCGCUGUCGGCUGUUGACGUCCAUGUGGGAAAACACAUCUUCGAGCAGUGUAUCAAGAAGGAGCUCCAAGGAAAAUCCAUCAUACUGGUUACGCACCAGCUUCAGUACCUGGAAUUCUGCGAUGAUGUUCUGGUUCUGGAGGAUGGGGAAGUCCAGGAGACUGGAAACCACCAGGACCUGCUGAAGGCCAACGGGCGCUACGCUCAGCUCAUCACCAGCUUCCUGACAGAGCAGUCCAACACUAAGAAAGGUGUCUGUGAGGGGAGGGAGGAGGUGCCACUGCAAAGCCCCGCCCAGUUUGAGGAGGCGGAGCCAAGAGAGCAUGCUGUCAGAGGGGUCGUGAACCCUGGGUUUGACAUGUCGGAUGAGAAGGAUGACGGAACAAUGUCAGACAACAAAUCUCUUGCCGGGGUUGAAGCUCAGCUGGUCAGUCAGGAGACGUCCAGAGAAGGUGCAGUCGCCUUGAGAACCUACAACCAGUACUGCCAGGCUGCUGGAGGCUACACCAUCGUCUUCAUCACCCUCCUCAUCUACACCGUGCUGCUGGGAACAACCACCUUCAGCAGCUGGUGGCUCAGUUACUGGCUUGAGCAGGGCCACGGGACGGGAAAUGUGUCGGCUGCAGACGAGGGCAACGUCUCGAUGAACCCAGACCUGCGCUUCUACCAGAUGGUUUACGGCCUGACGCUGGUUGCCAUGGUGAUGCUUGGCAUCAUGAAAAGCUGCUCCAUCACGAAGGUCACCCUGUCAGCCUCAUCCAGUCUCCACAACGCCAUAUUCAAAAAGAUCAUAGCGUGUCCCAUGAGUUUCUUUGACACUACGCCGACAGGCCGCAUCCUCAACCGCUUCUCCAAAGACCAGGACGAGGUGGACUCCUUGCUUCCUUACAACCUGGACAGUUUUCUCCAGUUCUGUCUGAUUUACAUCUUCUCCGUAGGCACCAUCGCGGGCAUCAUCCCCUUCCUGCUGGUCGCCAUCGUUGUUCUGGGAACCUUGUUCGCUCUCUUUCUCUUUGUGUUUCAAAGGGGCAUCCGUCAGAUGAAGAGGUUGGAGAACAUCAGUCGGUCUCCGCUGAUCUCCCUCACCACCUGCACCCUACAGGGCCUCAGCACCAUCCAUGCCUACAACAAGAGUGACCAAUACUUAAAACUGUUCAAAUCCUGGUGUGACGACAACUCCAAAAACUACUUCCUGUUUUACUGUGGGGCUCGCAGGCUCUCCUUCUGUCUGCAGAUGCUGUCUGCAGUCUUCACCCUGUCGGUGUCGCUGUCUAUAGUGCUCAUCCCCAAUGACGUCAUCAGUCCAGCCAUGAAAGGCCUGGCCAUGUCCUUCACCACACAGCUGCUAGUUGCCCUCCAGCUCAUUGUGAAGAGCUCAACGGAGGUGGAUGCGAGGUUCAACUCGGUGGAGCGGCUGCUGGAGUACAACACGGACUGUGAAUCUGAGGCCCCCAGGGAAUUGAAGAGGGGCCAGGUCCCAGAUGACUGGCCCCAGGAGGGAGCAAUCACCUUCCAGGACUAUAAGAUGAGGUACAGGAAAAAUACGCCGAUUGUCCUCAAUGGGCUCCAGCUGCACAUCAAAGCCGGGGAGAAGCUUGGCAUCGUGGGAAGGACCGGCUCUGGAAAGUCUUCUCUGGGCGUGGCGCUGUUCAGGCUGGUGGAGCCAGCCGCAGGGACCAUCGUCAUAGAUGAGGUGGACAUCACGACCAUCAGCCUGCAGGACCUGCGCAGUAAACUGUCCAUCAUCCCCCAAGACCCCAUGCUGUUCAUUGGCACCAUCAGGUACAAUCUGGACCCCUUCAACAACUACAGUGACGAGGAGAUCUGGGCGUCGCUGGAGAAGACCUACAUGAAGCACACGAUCUCCAGGCUGGAGGGGAAGCUGCAGGCCGAGGUGCUGGAGAACGGAGAGAACUUCUCAGUGGGAGAGAGGCAGCUGAUAUGUAUGGCUCGAGCGCUGCUGCGCAACUCCAAGAUCAUUGUGUUGGACGAGGCGACGGCGUCCAUCGAUGCAGAGACCGACGCUCUGAUCCAGAACACCAUCAAGGAGGCCUUCCAGCACUGCACCAUGCUGACCAUCGCCCACCGCAUCCACACGGUGCUGCAGGCGGACCGCAUCCUGGUCAUGAGACACGGACAGGUGGCCGAGUUCGACCAUCCAGACGUGCUGAAGCAAAGGCCGGACUCCGUCUUCAGCUCACUCCUGGCCGCCGUCAACACCAUCAACACCUGAGCCCAAGAGGCGCGGUGACAUCGCAUCAUGACACACACUCACCUUUCAAGCUAAUUAUCUGUCUGUCUGUAUGUUAAUACAUGAAUACACAGGGAACGCU